CUAGGGAAUUGUAACAGGUGACAAUGAAUAACGAGGUGAAGUUGUUGGGAGCAUGGCCAAGCCCAUACGUGUUAAGGGUUCGGAUAGCUCUAAACAUGAAAUCAGUGAAGUAUGACUUCCAUGAGGAAAAGUUAUCGUCCAAAAGCCAGCUUCUUCUUCAAUCCAACCCCAUUUACAAGAAAAUCCCAGUUCUCAUUCAUAAGGACAAACCCCUCUGCGAGUCUUUGAUCAUUGUGCAAUAUGUGGAUGAUGUUUGGUUCUCUGCCUCUCCCAUUCUCCCUUCUGAUCCUUAUGACCGUGCCAUUGCUCGUUUCUGGACCGUCUACAUUGAUCAAACGUUGUAUCCAACCAUGAGAUCCAUUAGAGGAGCUUCGGAAGAGGAUGAGAAGAAGAGGUUGAUAGAGGAAGUGAGAAAGGGAUUGGCAAUGUUGGAGGAUGUGUUCAAAGAUAGCAGCAAAGGCAAGGGCUUUUAUGGUGGUGACCAAAUUGGGUUGUUGGAUAUUGCACUUGGAAGCUUCUUGGGGUGGCUGAGGGUGGUAGAGAUAAUCAACGGGGUGAAGUUGCUUGACCAAAACAACACACCUGAGCUGCUGAAAUGGGCUGAAAGGUUUUGUGCACAUUCUGCUGUCAAAGAUGUUAUGCCAGAGACAGGGAGGCUUCUUGAGUUUUCCAAAACUCUAGCUAAGGGCUGAAAAUGGAUAUGCUUCUACACAAAGUUAUUGAAGUUUUCUAUAAAAUAACAUGCCAUGCAGUGUUGCUCAUGCAUUCCUCAGAGUUUAGUUUUCUUUUCUUUACUUGAAAUCUGUGUAGUUGGAACUUGAUAUGAAUAUUGUUUCUCGCCUGAUUUCUGUGGUUCUGCCUACAAAUUUAAA
Messenger RNA from Vigna radiata var. radiata (mung bean), 872 nucleotides. Its product is annotated as glutathione S-transferase U17-like. The transcript is spliced from 2 exons. Gene Ontology annotation, molecular function: glutathione transferase activity. Gene Ontology annotation, biological process: glutathione metabolic process. NCBI's taxonomy places the organism in Eukaryota, Viridiplantae, Streptophyta, Magnoliopsida, Fabales, Fabaceae. The record is from RefSeq and is a predicted model, not a curated record. Gene Ontology annotation, cellular component: cytoplasm. The coding region runs from base 24 to 692 and encodes 222 amino acids.